AAACCUCCUGAACACAUAAAAACGGACAAAAAUACAGUUCAAGCAUCUGUAAGAGGGAGGAGGCUGACUUCACACAUAAAAACCUCCUGAACACAUAAAAACGGACAAAAAUACAAUUCAAGCAGCUGCAAAGAGAAAGAAAAAUGUCUACCCCUUUUCAGCUUGGCGUUUUGCUUCUCUUUAUAGGAGCUGUGCAGUGUCAGGAGCAGAUCUUCAGCGACAACGGCCUCAUGAUUAAAACAUACGAGCACGAUAUGCAGAGAGGAGUCGAGGCUCAGUUUUCCUGUCCACUGUGCAAGAAAAUCCUGCAGGAAAUCUUUAAAUCUGUUGGAAAUGAACUUUCAAAGGACAGGAUCAAUAGGGUUCUUAACAAGGUGUGUCAGAAAUUGAAACCAAUCAAACCCAUUUGCACGAAAUUUAUUAACAAAUACAAAGAUAAGCUGGUUAGGGCCAUCAGCUCUGCUCAGACCGCCCCCGGAGCCUGCAAACAUCUCCGCCUGUGCAAAAAUGCCAAAGGGUAAUUUUUUUCCCAUGAAAAAAAUUCUGGAUUUUUCCAUUGUUUGUGCAUAAAAAAAAGACAAAAAAAAAAAAUCAAUGGCAACAUUAUUACUAGAAAAAUGUUAUUAAGUAAAUGUAUAUUCUUUAAAUAACUGAACUGAUUUCCCUAAUCUAUAUUUCUAUAAAUGUCUGAAUAAAUAUGAAUAAAUUAUUAGCUGUUAGAACUGGAUUUGUAUGGUUGAUGUACAUAAUUAAAAAAUAUUUUGAGGUUUUGUGGAUUGCAUUUUUGCAUUUUAGUAAAAAAUUGUGUAUUAUUACUAAAAAGAAAUUACAGCUGUAUCUUUUGGACCUGAAUAAAACUUGUUCCUUAACUAGCA
Pangasianodon hypophthalmus (striped catfish) is the source of this 875-nucleotide messenger RNA. Its product is annotated as antimicrobial peptide NK-lysin. Bases 144 to 521 code for a protein of 125 amino acids. The record is from RefSeq and is a predicted model, not a curated record. Gene Ontology annotation, cellular component: cytolytic granule. Lineage: Eukaryota; Metazoa; Chordata; Actinopteri; Siluriformes; Pangasiidae. Gene Ontology annotation, biological process: defense response to bacterium; antimicrobial humoral immune response mediated by antimicrobial peptide; killing of cells of another organism. The transcript is spliced from 4 exons.